GUUUCUUCAUCUUAUUCUCUCUCCACAUUUCUGCAUCCACACACACACACACACACACACAAAGAGGCAUAAACAAAGGAACUGCUGCCUCUUCUCCCAGGUGCUCAAAAUCAGACCCAACCCCAUACUCUCUUCUUUACUUUCUUCUUCCAUUACAUUCACUUUCCUUGCUCCAACCUAGUUCUAAAGAUAAGGCAUUGCCAACCCAAGCACCCCAUCACUAUCUUCUUCCCCUCUAUGAUCGCCUCCGGCACCGACAUCGCCCCCUCCUUCCGCGUCGCCGGCGGCUUCUUCUCCCGGAUGAUGGCGGGGGCACAACCGAAUGCAGCCGUCGCGGUCACAGCCUUGGCGGGCCUCGCUGUCCUCCUCGUUCUCUUCUACUCUGCCCGUAGGUAAAACCCCAAACACCUUCUCUUAUUCCCACAAUUUCGAAUUCAUCUAUAAGCCCCAAUUCCAUUUUAUUUGCUUAGUACUACCCUAUUCCAUUCUGCCCUCCUCAAUUUUCCAUCCAUGAGAGCUCUUAAACGAACUCCAACUUCGUCGUCUCCGGAUCCCAAUUCCAAUUCUCCUCCUUCUUCGUCUUCCCCGUCCUCAGCUUUGUCCUCAGCCUCAUCGUCAUGGGUUCAUUUGCGUUCGGUUCUAUUCGUUGUCACUUCCUCUUCACCGGCUUCUUCUUCCUCAUCUGAUCGGGGACGCCUUAAAUCGCCAUGGUCACGCAAGAAAAGAAAGCACGCACUUUCACCGCAACAAUGGAGAAGUUUGUUCACGCCAGAUGGGAGGCUUCGAGAUGGUGGCAUCAAGUUUUUAAAAAAAGUUCGCAGUGGAGGUGUAGAUCCAAGUAUUAGAGCAGAGGUCUGGCCGUUCCUUCUUGGAUUCUAUGACUUGAGCAGUUCUGAAGAAGAAAGAGAUGCCGUAAGAGUACAGAAGAGGAAAGAAUAUGAAAGACUUCGCAAACAAUGCCGAUCCUUACUGAAGUUUGGGGAUGGGUGUAUAAAGUUGAAUGACGAUGAGAUGAACUUUAACAAGGUGGGGGACGCUCAGCUUGUAUCUCAUGGUGAUGACUCUCCUAGUUUGGAAGAUGUGGGUAGCGCCAGAGAAUCUAUUUCUAGUGAUGAAAGGGGCACUAACUUUAGAUACUUGGAUGGAACCUCGGAGGUUUUGUUGGAAGAGGAUGAUAGUUCUAGGCAGAUGACAAAUGCUGAUGUUUCGAUUCUAAAUACUGAAUCAUCUGACUCAGAUUCUUCUGAGGAUCCUGAAGUUAGUCAAACAUUUCCUUCCUCUGAUGGUAGAGAAGAUAAUGAUCCUGUUUUCACUUCGAAAAAUUCGUCUCCCUUGGUAACAGAGGUUACAUCCAAAUUUCGUGGUAAUGAAGAUUUUACAACAUGGCAGCGGAUCAUCCGCCUUGAUGCCGUACGUGCAAAUGCAGAAUGGAUAGCCUACGCACCAUCCCUAGCAGCAGUAUCAGAUGAUAAGGCUAGACAUUCCGCUGAGGUUGUUGGUUUGAAAGAUUAUGAUCACCUAGAGUCCUGCAGGAUCUUUCAUGCUGCUAGAUUAGUGACGAUUCUUGAAGCUUAUGCUCUUUAUGAUCCUGAAAUUGGGUAUUGCCAGGGAAUGAGUGAUCUGCUUUCUCCUAUAAUCACUGUGAUAACUGAAGAUCACGAGGCUUUCUGGUGCUUUGUGGGCUUCAUGCGGAAAGCUCGGCAUAACUUUAGGCUUGAUGAGGUUGGGAUUCGAAAGCAACUGAACGUCGUCUCUAAAAUCAUCAGAUUCAAGGACUCCCACCUUUACAGACACCUACAAGACCUUGAAGCGGAGGAUUGCUUUUUCGUUUAUAGGAUGGUUGUGGUACUGUUUAGAAGGGAAUUAACAUUUGAACAGACGCUGUGCCUUUGGGAGGUGAUGUGGGCUGAUCAGGCAGCUAUUAGAGCUGGUGUAGGUAAAUCUGCUUGGAGCAGGAUUAGGCAACGAGCCCCACCCACGGAGGAUCUGUUGCUCUAUGCAAUUGCUGCCUCGGUAUUGCAGAAGAGGAAAUUGAUUAUAGAGAAAUACUACAGCAUGGACGAAAUUAUAAGGGAGUGUAACAGCAUGGCCGGGCAACUUGAUGUGUGGAAACUAUUGGACGAUGCUCAUGAUUUGGUGGUGACCCUCCAUGAGAAGAUCGAAACCUCGUUUAACGAGUAAAUGCCUAAUUGUUGGGUUGCUAAUUAACGUGCCAUUCUUCUGCUCGGAGAAAGUGCUUCUCUCUUUGCUUAUUCGAGGGUGCAGAAGGAUGUUUCUUUUGCUCACUCAAGCUCACUCAAGUAGUAGCGACAGAUUUUAGUGAUGUAUCAUUAUAAUUGGCAUAAAAUUGCAUCCUCGCCUUCAUCUAUUUCACAGUGGCUGCCGUAACAGCAGUAAACGGGAGUAGUGUAUCGAGAUGCACGAGUCAAUGAAUCUUGAAAAGUAGGAAGUAUCUGGUUCUUGGUGUAUCUUUAGCUGGAGUAAUAAUAACUUUUGUUCUCGAUCCAUGAGUUAAUUUUUUUGUUGACUUGGUUCGUGUACCUCUAAUCUUGUUCCAGUUGCCCCAAAAUCAGUAUUCAGGUGAUUUUGUCGAUA
Messenger RNA from Cucurbita moschata (crookneck pumpkin), 2595 nucleotides. RefSeq names its product GTPase-activating protein GYP7. The coding region runs from base 511 to 2181 and encodes 556 amino acids. Gene Ontology annotation, biological process: activation of GTPase activity. The transcript is spliced from 5 exons. Gene Ontology annotation, molecular function: GTPase activator activity. Lineage: Eukaryota; Viridiplantae; Streptophyta; Magnoliopsida; Cucurbitales; Cucurbitaceae. The record is from RefSeq and is a predicted model, not a curated record.